Molecule: messenger RNA, 1182 nt
Organism: Halichondria panicea
Lineage: Eukaryota; Metazoa; Porifera; Demospongiae; Suberitida; Halichondriidae
Product: LAMP family protein lmp-1-like
Exons: 7
Coding region: 66-1058 (330 amino acids)
Biological process (GO): establishment of protein localization to organelle
Cellular component (GO): plasma membrane; late endosome membrane; lysosomal membrane
Source: RefSeq, a predicted model, not a curated record
GAAUACCAUUAUAAAUCCCAGCCGGCCACGUGACUGGCAAUCACAUGACAUGUACAUAAUACUGCAUGCAUGUAAUAAUACAAGAAAGAAGCUGCUCUGAAGAACUAUCUAUGAAGAUGUGGAGGUCAAUAUCAGUAGUGUUGCUAGGAGCACUGUGUCUAGUUGAAUGCCAGACCCCAUCAGUCACUACUGUGGCCCCGACUCCUACCAAGAGCAGCUCCUCUAUGAAGAUGAAGCCAACAGUCCAUCCCUCCCCCACACCCAUACCCCUACCCCCUGGAGUCAGCCAUUACACAUAUGUCCUGAACGAUGUCACGAACAAGAGUCUACCUUGUCUAAGGAUGCAAGUUGAUGUUGCUCUCAACUUCACCUUUGUUAACACUACCAACUUUACAAGGAGUCUUUGGAUUCGUUUCCAUAACACGAGCGCUAACGACUCCAUAGUUACAGUGGACAAAGAAGCCAGUGUGUGCAAUGGUACUGUCAACUCACCCUUCGCUACUCUCACUCUAAAGUAUGUCACUAAAGAACAUGUGGAGCCUUAUUACGUCAGCUUCUCCUUCAAAGGGGACAGGACUCGUGGAAACCAGCAAUGGAACUUCGAUAAACUCUCUGUGAAAUUCACCUAUUUGUCUAGUUUAUUCCUAGAAAACGAGGAUAAACUGGGUGAUAAUAAAGUGUAUAUGUUGGACACGAACACAUCUCUCUUUGAUGACACCAACUCAAGGGUGGAAUUGACACGCCCCUAUGUGUGUUUGGCCAAUCAGACUAUCCGCGGCUUCACUGUACUCGGGAAUGACACGACAGUGGGUGUGUGGGUGAGGGAACUCGAGGUGCAAGCUUUCGAAUUCCUCACCAACAACGGAACGUUCUCAGGAGGAAAUGGUAUACUUCACUCUCCGAGGGUGUGUCUACUAGACCACACUAACACUGGUAAUGAGGUAGUCCCCAUUGCUGUGGGGGCUGCUCUCGGUGUACUAGUCGCCAUUGUCCUUCUUGCCUAUUUACUGGGGAAACUACGCAACAGGAGAAAGAGCUCUUAUGAAGCACUCAAUUAGGUGUCACGAGUGAUCGUAUUCUGCACAGGCAUGCACGGACACAUUUUAAAAUAAUGCUAUCCUCCGAUUGUUGUUUUUGUGAAAUAAUUAGUAGUGUGAGUUUAUGACUUAUGUUAACUGUUGA